Molecule: messenger RNA, 1328 nt
Organism: Brienomyrus brachyistius
Lineage: Eukaryota; Metazoa; Chordata; Actinopteri; Osteoglossiformes; Mormyridae
Product: THAP domain-containing protein 2-like
Exons: 5
Coding region: 86-745 (219 amino acids)
Source: RefSeq, a predicted model, not a curated record
GCCAUAGAUAUCAUUGGGAUUGUUAGCAUGCGUAAAUUCCGCCGCCAUCUUGUGACGGGGUCCCGACCAGUCCCACAAAUGGAAGAUGCCGGACUUUUGUGCUGCUUAUGGAUGCUCUAAUCAAAGAAAUGAUAAAACUAAACAACAGGGAAUAACAUUUCACAGAUUCCCAAAUGACAAACUGAGGCGACAGGCAUGGACAGCUGCACUGAGGAGGAAGGGGUUCGAGCCACAAUCCCGUACAGUCAUCUGUAGCUGUCAUUUUAAACCUGAAGAUUUUGACAGGACUGGACAGACGACCCGUUUAAAGGAAGGAGCGAUCCCAUCCGUUUUUAAAUUUCCCGACCAUCUUUCCAAACUGUCCAGUACAUCCGGGACUUGCAGGACAUACAAAAAGGCAGCCACAGAAUGUCCACGUCCACCUGCCAGCGGACUUGGAGGACUCCAUCUCAGCAAGGAGUCAGUAACAGAUCACCAUUAUGCCUUUGACCCCGUUAAAGCAAAACACGACAUAGCUGAGGCCCAGGAGCAGCUGGAGAAAUUACAGCGGGAAUUGAGAAAUGCCAAGGACCGUGAAAAAAGACACAAUAAGAGAGUGAAAACCCUGUUACAGGAUUUAAAAGACAAAGACAUCCUAACAGAAGAACUGCAGCAGAAGCUGGAUAACUACUCUGAGCUGUUGAAGUGGCUGCCUCGCCCCAAGAUGGCAGCUGCAUUGACGCAUCACUCCAGUGAACAGCAGUGACCAAGGCGGCAUCUACAUGUAUGAUCUUUAUGAGUAACUGCAUGCGCAGUUAGCACUGGCUCGGAAUAUUGACAGGACUGAACGAUAGAAAGCUUUUUGUGACCUCUGUUAAGCACGUCCCCUUUCUUUAACUUUUGUAAUUGUUUGUAUGACUGCUAUAUAUUUAUGUUAUUUAUUUGAAUUUAACUAUAAUUUUUGGACAUUUAUUAAAGGUUGUACAUUAUGUAGGAUCAUUUGUAUUAGACAUAUCAUGCAUUUUUACAGUUUUUUCCAAUGACCUACAUCAACUCCAGUGGUUUCUUAUGUUCUGUAAAAUUCCCAAGAUUUGUAAAUAGAAUUGCCUUGAAGUCCAAACCAGAUUUGCCCAUGGUCUGAGGGAGCCACCCAGUUCAUUUGCUUUAGUAAUUGGUUUUAUACAAAGCUUGUUUUUUUCCCUCUGAUUUAUACAUCCAGCUAAUAAGGGUUUGUCUUUUUUCAGUGGUGGAUGUAGCCAUUGGUGCCUCAUUUAUCAAUGUAAUCAUGGCUUCAAAAACCUGAGAAAAUUUUGUAUCAAAGUUUGAAUUAAAAGAUUCAUAUGGUAAAA